AUGUCUUGGACUUUGAAAGCUUUAUCUGGCCUUAGUUAUGAACCGAGUAUUGACUAUCAAAAUGAUAAAAUUGUAAAUCUUGGGCAUCGAUUACCCUGUUCUUGGUGUCGUGCUUUGAAAUGGAAGGAUGAGGCUGAAGGAAUGUGCUGUAGUGGUGGUAAAGUUCAGCUUCCUACUCUUCAACGCUACCCAGAGCCUUUACAUAGUCUUUUAACUCAUCAGCACCCAAUCUCAGAACAUUUUCUUUCUUCUCUUCGAAAGUAUAAUGGGUGCUUUCAAAUGACGUCUUUUGGAUCAAAAGAGGUAAAGGAGGGUAGUUUUAUGCCAACAUUCAAAGUGCAAGGACAAGUCUACCAUAGGAUAGGAAGCCUUAUGGUAGAAAAUAAUCAACAACCAUCAUUUCUCCAAAUAUACUUUGUUGGUGAUGAUAAUCGUGAAAGAGAAAUUCGUUGUGGGAUCUGUCCUGGUAUUAAGCCAGAGUUAAUUCACCAACUUCAAAAUUUGCUUCAUGAACACCAUCAAUACAUUAAAGAUUUUAAGGUUGCUAUUGAAUCAGUUCCUAAGAAUCAGAAAGAGUUUCAGGUUAUAAUUAAUGCUGAUAAAAAGCCUCCGGGUGAACAUCGAGGUCGUUUCAAUGCUCAAAUGGCUAAAGAAGUAGCAGUUAUCAUCGUUGGACAAAAUUUUGAAAAGAGAGAUAUCAUCCUGAACAGCAGAGACGAUAAGUUAAAGCAAAUCAGUGAAAUCCAUCGCGCGUAUGAUACUUUACAAUAUCCUCUGAUGUUCUGUCGUGGAGAAGAUGGCUAUCACAUUAAUAUUCCUAAGCGUGAUGAAAAAACUAAGCGUCCUCUAAAUAAGACCGUGUCAGCUUCUGAGUUUUACAGUUAUAGAAUAAUGGAGCGUAAUGAAGAAGAAAAUCAUUUACUUUUAUUUCGCACUCUAUUAAAUCAAUUUUUGGUUGAUAUGUAUGCGAAAAUUGAAACUGAACGACUUAAUUGGAUUCGUAACCAUCAAACAAACUUACGAAGUGAAGAAUACGUUCACCUUAAAGACGCUUUAACGAAAACCGACGGUCAGAUAACAGAAAUAGGUAAAAUGGUUGUGCUGCCAUCUUCUUUUACUGGUGGGCCACGAUACAUGCAUGAACGAACUCAAGAUGCUAUGACUUAUGUACGUCAUUUCGGACGUCCAGACUUAUUUAUUACGUUCACUUGCAAUCCAAAAUGGAAAGAAAUUGAAGAGCUUUUAGUUCAAGACCAAAAAUCUCACGAUAGACAUGACUUAAUAGUAAGAAUUUUUCACGUGAAAAUUAAGCAUAUGAUGAAUCUUCUGACAAAAGGUUGCAUUUUUGGCAAAACUAAGUGUCAUAUGUAUACUGUGGAAUGGCAGAAACGUGGACUUCCUCACAUUCAUAUCCUUCUGUGGUUAGAAAAAAAGCUGAGACCAGAAUCUAUUGAUAAGGUAAUUAGUGCUGAACUGCCUAAUCAAGAUCAAGAUCAAGAACUAUAUGAAAUAAUAAAAACAAAUAUGAUUCACGGUCCAUGUGGUUCUUUUAAUAGAAAUUCUCCCUGUAUGGUGGAUGGUUCAUGCACGAAUAAAUAUCCAAAACAUUUUAUAAAGGAAACCCAAACAGAAGAAGAUGGAUAUCCUAAAUAUCGUCGGCGAUCUCCUGAAGAUGGUGGAGUAACAACAAUAAUAAAUGGAAUUAAUAUAGACAAUCGAUGGGUGGUACUGUAUAACCCUGUCCUGUGUCGUACAUCCAAAGCUCAUAUAAAUGUUGAAGUUUGCAACUCAGUGAAAUCAAUUAAAUAUAUUUGUAAGUAUAUAAAUAAGGGAUCUGAUCAAGCAGCAUUCACUGUUGGAGAUCUUGAUAAAGUGACAAAGUAUGAAGCAGGACGAUACAUUAACACUUCUGAGGCAGUUUGGCGAAUACUGAGUUUUCCUAUCCACGAGAGAUUCCCUCCAGUUAUGCAUCUUGCUGUACAUUUAGAAAAUGGUCAACGAGUUUUUUUUAAUGAAAAUAAUAUACUCAAUCAGAUCAACAAUUCCAAAACAACACUUAUGGCUUUUUUUGAACUCUGUAAAGUGGACAAUUUUGCGAAAAAAUUAUUAUAUUGUGAAGUUCCAGCUUAUUGUGUCUGGAGAAAACACCAGUUUCACAGAAGAAAACAAGGAAAAAUUGUGCCAGGUUAUUUAGGUAUAAAAAAAGAUCAUGUUUUAGGCAGAGUGUAUACUAUCCAUCCUACCAAUACUGAAUGUUAUUACCUCCAUCUUCUUUUGCAUGAAGUUCGCGGUCCAGAGUCAUUUACGGCUUUAAGAACUAUAAAAGAUGUAAUCUAUCCUACAUUUCAAGAAGCUUGCAGAGUAAUGGGAUUGCUCGAAGACGAUGCUCAUUGGGAUCAAACUUUAGCAGAAGUCUCAAUUUCUGAUUCAUCUUACAAAAUACGUGAAUUGUUUGCUGUUAUGUUAGUUUUUUGCCAAGUUGGAGAUCCGAUUAAAUUAUGGGAUAAAUAUCGAGAUAAUUUCACGGACGAUAUUAAAAGACGAAUGAGUAGGAAUCGCGAAAACUCUGAGUUAGAUGUUGAUAUUGUUUACAAUCAAUGUUUGAUUAAUCUUGAAGAUAUGGUCAUUGCUAUGUCAGGUAAGACUCUUUUACAAUUUGGUCUCACUUCACCAUCUCGAGAACAAGAAUCUGGUAUUAUUAAUCAACAAUAUUUAAAUGAAUUAGCUUAUGACACUGAUAAGUUAACCGAAGAAGUGAUAAAAAGUGUUCCGAUACUGAAUAAAGAACAAAGUGAAAAAAGUAUUGCUAUUGCUGUUGCUUCUUCAGGAAUUGCGGCUACUUUAAUUGACGGAGGCAAAACAGCUCACUCGACAUUUAAAUUACCUCUUGAAAUGAAUCAUUCUGAUAAUAUUCUAUGCAAUAUUUCUAAGCAGAGUUAUAUGGCUCACGUUAUCAGAGAAGCAAAACUGAUAGUAUGGGAUGAAUGCACUAUGGCUCACAAAAAUGCUAUUGAAGCUCUCAACAGAACUCUUAAGGAUAUAAGAAAUAGUGACCGAAUAAUGGGUGGAAUAACUGUUGUUUUAGCUGGUGACUUCAGACAAACUUUACCUGUUGUACCACGAGGUACACGUGCAGAUGAAGUCAAAGCCUGUCUCAAAUCCUCAGUUUUAUGGCCUCAUGUUAACGUACUGUCUUUGAAAAUUAAUAUGCGCGUUCAUAUACAACAUGAUUUGAGAGCAGAAAAAUUUUCAAAGUUACUCAUUGAUAUAGGGAAUGGACAAAUUUCAGAAGUUGACGGAGGAAUAAGUAUUCCGGAUAACCUAGGUGAUAUUGUUGAUGAUUUAACUACAUUAACUGAUAAAAUAUACCCAGAUAUCAAUAAAAUUGGAGUUAAUUGCUCUUCAUGGCUAAAAGAAAGAGCUAUUCUGACUCCAACGAAUGAUUCAGCGAAUAGCAUUAACAACUAUCUUAUAGAAAAGCUAUUAACUAAUCAAAUGAAGUAUAAAUCUAUUGAUACAGUCGUAGAAGUUGAUGAUGCUGUCCAUUAUCCUGUCGAGUUCUUACAUACACUCAAUCCACCCGGAAUACCAUCUCAUAUUCUCAAUCUUAAAAUUGGAGCACCAAUAAUGUUACUGCGCAAUUUGAAUCUUCCAAAACUAUGUAACGGUACCAGACUACAAGUGAAAAAUUUACAUAAAAAUAUUAUUGAAGCUACAAUUUUAACAGGUAAACAUGAAGGAGAAGUCGUAUUUAUUCCAAGAAUUCCUUUGGUUCCAUCUGACUACCAUUUUAACUUCAAACGUCUACAAUUUCCUGUUAGGGUUUGCUAUGCUAUGACUAUCAAUAAAGCGCAGGGGCAGAGUUUAAAAUUAGCUGGUGUAGAUUUGAGACAUGAUUGUUUUUCUCAUGGUCAGUUUUACGUGGCAUGCUCAAGAGUCAGUUCACCGGACAACUUGAUUAUUCUUCAACCAGAAAAAAAGACGAAAAACAUUGCUUACAAGGAAGUUUUAAGUUUGUAA
This is a messenger RNA of Microplitis demolitor, 4020 nucleotides long. RefSeq lists its product as uncharacterized. Bases 1 to 4020 code for a protein of 1339 amino acids. Gene Ontology annotation, molecular function: DNA helicase activity. Gene Ontology annotation, biological process: DNA repair; telomere maintenance. Lineage: Eukaryota; Metazoa; Arthropoda; Insecta; Hymenoptera; Braconidae. The transcript is spliced from 2 exons. The record is from RefSeq and is a predicted model, not a curated record.